AAAUCACGUAUGAAAUGCUGUAUGUUAUCCAACAUUGACACAGCUCUCUUUGUGUUUGUUUUCCUCAAGGAGCAGGAGAGUGUCCAGGUAUCUGAGCAGCGCUGCAUCCAGCUGGAGUGCCAGCUGUCAGGUCUGUCAGAGCGUUUGGAGGAAGAGGAGGAGUGUUCAGCCCAGCUCGCCCUCCACAGAGAAAGGCUGGAGGCCGAGUGCAGCAGCCUUAGGAGAGACCUGGAUGAACUGGAGAGCACCCUGACUGUGGCUGAGCACAAUAAACAGUCAUUAGAUUUUGAGCUAAGGAGGCUGUCAAAAGAGCUUUUUCACAAAGACGAGGCCGUGCAGAAGCUCCAGAAGGAAAAGGACCAUCUGUUGGAGUUCAGCCAGCGGGCCAGCAAGGACCUAAAGAGUGAAGGGGAGAAGGUGUACCUGCUGAACAAAGAGAAAACCAAGCUACAGAUGCAGGCUGAAGAUUUGGGGUACCAGCUGGAGCAGGAGCGCUAUCAGCGUGCCGAGAUGGAGAAGAGCAGGAGGAGAUUGGAGAGUGACACCAGAUCCACACAGGAGAGUCUGGGAGACAUGCAGAGGAAUAGGAGUGGGCUGGAAGACCUCAUCAAAAGGAAGGACCUGGAGAUCAGCAGUACCAGCUCCAGGCUGGAAGCAGAAGAGGCCCUCAACAUUGGACUGCAGAGAAAGAGCCAGGAGCAGCAGGCUCGCAUUGAGGAGCUGGAGGAGGAGCUCGAAGCAGAGCGGUCCAUCAGAACCAAGGUGGAGAAGCAGAGAGCAGAUCUAACCAUAGAGCUGGAUGAUCUCACAGACCGACUGGAGGAAGCAGGAGGGCUCACGGCCUCACAGAUGGAGGUGAACAAGAAGCGAGAGGCUGAACUGCAGCGUCUGAGGCGAGACCUGGAGGAGACCUCCAUCCAGUCAGAAGCUCUGGCUGUGACUCUGAGGAAACGGCACAGUGAUGCCAUGGCGGAGCUGAGCGAGCAGUGUGAGGCUCUGCAGCGCAGCAGGGCCAAACUGGAGAAAGAGAAGCAGAACCUGAGGAUGGAGGUGGACGAGCUGGCCGCUUCUCUGGACAACAUGCAAAAGGCCAAGAUGUUGUCAGAUAGCCAGAUGAAGAAGCUGGAGGAGCAGCUGUCGGAUGCCAACAGGAGAGGAGACGACCUGCAGAGGGCCCAGACGGAGCUCAGUGUGGCCAGGAACAGACUCACAGCUGAUAAUGCAGACGUGAAUCGACAGAUGGAGGAGGCAGAGAGCAGAGCCAGCCAGCUGAGUCGCUCCAAGACUCAGCUCCAAUCCCAGCUGGAAGAAGUGAAGAAACAAAUGGAUGAGGAGGUCAAGGUCAGUGUGUGUGUGUGUGUCAGUCUGAGCUCAGCACGGCAGGAGUGCGAGGUGCUGAAGGAGCAGCUGGAGGAGGAGCAGGAGAGCAAACAGGAGCUGCAGCGUGUCAUCUCCAAACUCAACAGCGAGGUGACACAGUGGAGGACCAAACACGAGUCUGACAGCAUCCAGCAUGCAGACGAGCUGGAGGACACCAAGAAAAAAAUGGCCGCCAGACUGCAGGAGUCUGAGGAGGCUGUAGAAGCCACUCAAGCCAAAUGUUCUUCACUGGAGAAAACCAAACAGAGGUUGCAGGGAGAGGUGGAAGAACUGUGCAUGGACCUGGAGAAGGCCAGCAGCUGUGGUCAGGCUCUGGAUAAGAACCAGCGUUUCCUGGAGAAGCAGCUCGGAGACUGGAGGCACAAAUGUGAGGAGCUGGUGGCUGAAGUGGAAGGCUGCCAGAAGGAGAGCAGGCAACAUGCUAGCGAGCUCUUCAAACUCAAGACGGCCCACGAAGAGUCUCUGGAGCAACUGGAGGCCCUACGCAAGGAGAACAAGGCCUACCAAGAGGAGAUAACGGACCUUACAGACCAGCUCUCAGAUGGAGGUAAAAGUGUCCAUGAGCUCCAGAAAGCGAAGAAAAAGACUGAGAUGGAGAAAGAAGAGUUACAGGCCUCACUGGAAGAGUCUGAGGCAGCUUUGGAGGCUGAGGAGACCAAGGUGCUGAGGCUGCAGCUGGAGUUGUCUCAGGCUAAAGGAGAUCUGGAGCGCAGACUUCAGGAGAAGGAGGAAGAGAUGGAGGCAGCGAGAAAGAGCCACCAGAGGGCGCUGGAGUCCCUGCAGGCCAGUCUGGACGUGGAGAUGAAAGGCAAAGCGGAGGGGCUGAAGCUGAAAAAGAAACUGGAGGCUGACAUCAACGAGCUGGAGCUGCAGGUGGAGCUGUUCACCAAGAACAACACGGAGUUCAGCAAGAACAGCAAGAAGAUGCAGCAACAGAUCAAGGAGCUGCAGGCCCAGCUGGAGGAGGAGGUUCGGUGCCACGAGGAGUGCAGGGAGGAGCAGGCGGCUGUGGAGCGACGCUGCACUCUAUUGGUCAAUGAGGGGCAAGAAACCUGUGCAGCCCUGGAGAACGCAGAGAGGUCCCGCAAGGCGCUGGAGACUGAGCUGAUGGAGGCCAACGAAAAGCACAGCGACCUCAACAACCAGUUCCAGUUGGCUCUGAGUGGGAGGAGGAAGCUGGAGGUGGAUCUCCAGACUCUGCAGCAGGAGCAUGAGGAGCUGCAAGGAGAGCUGAGAGGAUCCAUAGACAGGUCCAAGAAGGCCAGCUGUGAGUUGGCGCGAGUGGGGGAGGAGCUGCGUCUGGAGCAGGAGCACACCCUCCACCUGGAGAGAGUGAAGAAAGGACUGGAGGCCCAGAUCAAAGACAUGAGCACCAGGCUGGACGAGGCCGAGCAGAUGGCUCUGAAAGGAGGCAAGAAGAUCAUCCAGAAGUUGGAGGGAAAGGUGAAGGAGAUGGAGCUGGAGUUGGACUCGGAGCAGAAGCGGCACGCUGAGACGGUGAAGACGCUGCGGAAGAAUGAGCGUCGGCUGAAGGAGCUUCUGUUCCAGUCGGAGGAGGACCAGAAGAACCAGCAGAGGAUGCAGGAGCUGGUGGACAGGCUGCAGAACAAGAUGAAGGCCUACAAGAGACAAGUGGAGGAGGCUGAGGAACAAGCUAACAUGAACUUGGCAAAGUACAGGAAGACCGUUAAUGAUUUGGAUAAUGCUGAGGAGAGAGCGGAUAUUGCUGAAGCAGCACUCUCCAAGAUGAGGCCCAGGAACAGAGGCAGCUUCGGAAAGGGAUACUCCUCUGGUUACAGCACUCCGUACCCCGGCCUGCAUCGAUCACCCAGCUCUGUGGGCUCAGAGGGCGGAGGGGAGAAGAUCCUGGACGACGGCAGUGAGACGAUCAGCUCCCUCAUCCCGACGUACAUCAACUCUCUCAAAAAUCUCAUGGUGGAUUAGAAAACAAGCAGUGACAUCAUCACAGUCAGCACAGAGCACGCUCCGGCGAUGCAUCACUCCAUCUAAGAAGUGAGAGGCUGAAACUGAAGAUCACAGCUUAAAUUACACACUCCAGCUUUAAUCCACUUCACUUUUAUAUCCACUUCAUAUAGUGUUCUAUUUAAAACAGAUUGAAUAUCGUUAGCCUCAUAGCAUAAUUGACCUAUGGCUAAGCCCCGCCCCCUCCACUCACUCGGACAAACUGUCAACAUUCGGUGACGGGCGCUAUGGCAGCUGUGACAGUCAGAGAAAUUUCACAGGAGGCAAUUAAUCACUUUUGGAGACAGAAAAAUGAAAUAUCAUCUCAAAGUAACCAAAAGGGCCUUCAUUAACAGGUUAGAGGUUUUCACUCGUCUUUUCACCCCACUGACACUGGUGCUUGGUGUAAACAAACAGAGAUCGCUAAGUGAACACCUCCUGCAGCAGCAGCACAUACACACUGUACUGCUACAGAGCUAACUGUAGCUAACUGCCGCUAACAGGUCGGCCGGCUCGUUAACAAGAGGCUCUUGUUAACGAGCCGGCCGACCUCGUUAGCGCUCGUUAAGACGGAGUCGCUGGAUUUGAUAUCGAUAGAUAUUGAUUUCUUACGGCACACUUGUGUGCCGCGGAACAGCGGUUGGGAAUCACUGCCAUAGGGAACCGGGGUACUGCUCCCAUAUUAUUGGGCUAUACCUUGUGUGAGAGUUGCAUGUACCCCAUGCACACCGUUUGACCAUUUUAAACUUAAAAUCUCAACAAAAAACACAUAAAAAUGAUUGAAAACGGACUAACUCCAAUGCAUUUCAAUGGAUGUGGAAGCAGAGAAUGUCCGAGUGUAUUGAGUUAGCUAUGCGCACUGUGAUUGGCUCAUCGCGUUUGGGGGUGUGGCUUAGCCAUAGGUCAAUUGCCUAAGUCAUUUUUUGGCCAAAUUGUGAUAUCUGCCUAACUUCACUCUCCUACCACUGCUGCAUCUUUCUGCCUUGUUGCCUAUGUUCUCAACCUAUCAGAACACUUGUUAGAGUCCAACAUCACUUUCUGCCUUCGUCAUCUCUUUGAUUUAGGCAUUUUUGCGGCUACAUACAAACCAAACUACAUUAUUUAUAUGUAAGAGAAAAAUUGCCUUAGUCAGGGCAUAUUCUGCCUAAGUCACUUUUAUCUGUUAUGAAAUCGAUGUGUUUAAUUUUUUAUACAAACUUGUUCACACUUCUAUUUGAACUUACUGUUACAAUAUCAAUUAAGAACACCAAUGGGCUUCCUAAAAAUUGUGUAUUUUCUUGUUUUCCAAAAACGUUCAAAUAUGACUUAGGCAAAUAUGCUAUGAGGCUAACGAUAUGGAAAACUGUACUGUAACUGUGUUGGACAACCAGUUUCUAAUGAACAUCAUUAACAAAUCAUUAAUUUGCAUUUGUAAAUGACACAAAAAUAAUGAAUAUGUGUUAAACUAAAGUAUAAACUAUUGACCAAUUAUAAA
Messenger RNA from Centropristis striata (black sea bass), 4816 nucleotides. RefSeq names its product myosin-16. Lineage: Eukaryota; Metazoa; Chordata; Actinopteri; Perciformes; Serranidae. Bases 10 to 3324 code for a protein of 1104 amino acids. The transcript is spliced from 22 exons. Gene Ontology annotation, cellular component: myosin complex. The record is from RefSeq and is a predicted model, not a curated record.